ACAGCUCAGUUUUGAUUGAAAAAUCCUCGGUGUUUGGGUUUCCAUUUCGUUUUUCCUGAUAAAUUGCAAAUUACAAUCAAGAUAAAUUGUAAAGUUACAUUAAAAUACAAAGCAAAUGACUCAUUUCAAUCAGUUAACAUUUUGACGCCGGUUUGUCGAAGAUGGCGUGUCUAGGGUGGUUGGGAAUUGUGUUUUUAAUUGGCCUACCGUACUUGUGUUUGCAAGAAAAUAUAAACAAAGGAGAAAUAAUAUUUCAUUACAACAAUACAUAUAAAUACAAUGUACCGUACACGGUUUCUGUGAACAAAAGUACGGAGUAUAUCCUGGAAUUUGCUGGAGAGCUGGAAACCUAUGAUACUCCGGCCAGGGUGACUGUGGCCAGUGACUUCGCUAACAAGACGUACCCUCUGUUCAUUACUGCUAGACAGCAAAAAGGGGUAUUCUCCUGGCAGUUACCCAUGAUAGUCCAGACUCCGAUCAAGUUGGAACAGUUCACCAACAUAUCCAGGACUCUAUGUCCUCACAACAAUAUGUUUACGGAAGACGAAGAAACUUGUGACGUUUCUACGCAAAACACGCCGAUUAUCCACUUAACAUCAUCAUCCCCAGACUCUAUAGAUGUCACCAUUUUGGUAGAAACGGUCACAGAUUUCUUCGUCCGACUAAAUUCUACCACGAAUUUAACUACCACGCCUAGUCAACCUAUGUAUUACUUCUUUCCUUUUGACCAGUCGAAUGACCUUGACCUGUCUUACCAACAUGCAAAAAGGAAGUAUAUGUGUGACCAUGAAAGUACGGGAGAGUAUUCGCAUUUUUUGCUCAGGACUAAUUUGGAAACUAGAAGUUGGUUGUCUAGACCAAAAAGUGUGAUAGUCAUGAUUGAGUCUGAUGAUGAUAUUUGCGCUGUCGUUUCUAUACAGAAUUUUUCGUGCCCAGUUUUUGACAACGAAAGAGAUAUAUUAUAUGAUGGAUAUUACCUUACAAUGACCAGAAGAGGUGGCAUAACACUUACACAAGACACAUUCCCCAUAGGUUUCUACAUAGUGUUCAUAGUGAAGACUACGGACGAGGAUUGUUUGGACAAGGCCAGUAACGCCACUUUGCCGCAGCUGGCUCAGUAUAUCGGAUGGACGGAAACGGAGCAAGUUCGACUCGUUACUAAUGAUGGACGGGUGAAGAAUUUUAGUUUCAGAAUAAUACAAACAAUAUCGUACCAAGACUACGCCAUCGCUGCGGGCGCAGCGCUCGCGUUUUUCAGUUCGUUCUACAUCGCGUUUGUUGUCGCCGUCAUAUGCAGGAGACGGGUGCAAGCGCAUCAUCAAACGAUGCAUGAGGAAGCAGGCCUCACCCCCCCUCUGACGCCACACGACGUGACAAACGUGCCGACAGCGCGGCGACGUCACGUCAACGUUGUGGACACGAGCGGCGAGAGCACGUCACGACAAUGUCUAGUCGGAGACGGCGAUGUGUAUAACAGUGGGAGGACAGACGGCAGUUCAUCGUCCGACACCGAGUCUGACUUCUCGACGUUAGACGACGUGAACACAGACAAGGAUAUUUACAGACUUGGCGGGAAACUGUGUGUCGCCAACUUGGCUAGAUGUCGUCCUCGCGUCCUCUCGGCUAGAUCUAAGAUGUACUUGUGGAAUGUACUCACGGUGGCAGUGUUCUAUACGCUACCUGUUAUACAGCUUGUUGUUACGUACCAAAGGCUUCUGAAUCAAUCAGGCAACCAAGACCUAUGCUAUUUCAACUUCCUCUGCGCUCAUCCACUGCUGGUGCUAUCAGACUUCAACCAUGUGUACUCGAACCUCGGCUAUGUGUUACUGGGCUUACUGUUUUUGAUGCAAGUCUGGAGGCGCCAUAAUACGCAUCAGAAUAAGACGCCGGCGCAGAAAGAGCUAGGCAUCCCGCAGCACUUCGGUCUACUGUACGCGAUGGGCAUCGCUCUCGUCAGCGAGGGUCUGCUGUCAGCAGCAUACCACGUGUGUCCAAACAGUAUGAAUUUUCAGUUCGACACAUCAUUCAUGUACGUAACAUCCGUACUCUGUAUGGUCAAGAUCUACCAGUCUCGUCAUCCCGACAUCAACGCACGAGCUCACGCCACAUUCGGAGUACUCGCGCUUAUUAUAUUUAUUGGUCUAGUAGGAGUACUAAACGCGAACUUCUACUUCUGGAUCGCGUUCACAGUGCUGCACCUCGUCACCUGUCUCAUCAUGACCUUCCAGAUAUACUACCUUGGACGGUUCCGACUUGACGGCGGUAUAAUCUGCCGUGCAGCCCGCGAGCUGGUCUCCCGACCCCUCGCCGCCAUCACGCCGACGUACUGCGGCCGCUGUGUGCUGCUCAUCAUUGCCAACCUGGCCAAUUGGGCCAUCGCUGCUUACGGAGUUGCGCAACACAGCCGCGACUUUGCGUCGCAUCUACUACUCGUGCUGAUGAGCAAUCUGUUUCUCUACACGCUAUUCUACAUCGUCAUGAAGUUAUUACAUCGAGAGUCUAUACGGUGGUACAGCUGGGUGUUCAUAGCUAUGACAUACUCCAUAUGGUUUGGAUCCAGCUACUUCUAUUUAGACCAGAACACUAAUUGGGCGCUAACCCCCGCACAGUCUCGACAAAGCAACCGCCAAUGCUCUUUACUCCAACUAUACGAUUCUCAUGAUAUUUGGCACUUUCUAUCUUCAACCGCCAUGUUUUUCUCAUUUAACAUGUAUCUAACUAUAGAUGAUAAUCUCUCUAGGACGCCUAGAAAUAAUAUCAUGGUCUUUUAAAAUCAAAAUUUUGAAAGUACUGCACUGUUUUGACCGACUUCAAAAAAAGAAGGUUCGCAGUUUGACCUGUAUGUUUGUUUGACCGCAUAAAAAAAUUGAAGUAUAGUUAUCGGCACGAAUCUUGAGCUCUGACCUACAUCUGUGCAGAAGUGAUUUAUUAGCAAAGAACCAAUCCCGAGUGACGGCUAUGACGCGAUGCACUGCGGGCCAAUCACCGCUUUAGCCCCCGCGCCUCACUUCAUACCACAAAAGGGAUCCAAUAAAUUACUUUUGCGUAAGUGAAGGUCAGAGCUCAAGAUUCGUGCCGAUGAUUAUACUGUACUGUUUUUGACCGACUCCCAAAAUAAGAGGUUCUAAAUAAGUUUGACCAUUUUUAAGUGUUAAAGGACAAUGCUCAUGAAAUAUGAGAAAAAAACCCAGGCCCGGCGCAAAAGAAAUGUAACUCAAAAUAUAGAUAAAAAUAAGUAAUUAAAUAUUACAUAGGGGGCAUUAUCGAAAUCAGUGGCUAUAUGUGUGAAAUUGCUAUUCGAAUUUUAGCAUCUGCGGUACAUUGCUACUCGAGAUUUUAGAGGUAACAUAGUGUAUUAGUAAAAGGAACAGCAAACAGAUACAGUUGUGGUUUAAGAGUGUACAUAAUGACAGGUUUAUAGCAACUUCUCCACUAUUCUACCUACUUUUUCAAGAUAAUAGGAUGAUAGAACUAAAACAGGAUAUGAAUGUACUUUUCAUUUUAAUAAUAACGCGUAAAAGUCAUCGAUUAUUUAUUUCUAACACGACGAGAUCCAAAAAUGUUGCGGGAUGCGCGAACUGUUCCUCAUGUCUAGCCCACCCUAAGUAAUGUAAAACGCUCAUGACGCGAUGACGUGGGCGCUGCAGCCUGUACUUCGGUAUUGAUUUAUCUUUUUGGAGAAGCUUAUUACUUGCCAUAUUACUUGUUUGUUGUUUCAGAUAGCACUUUAAUUAAACAAUAAGCCCCAGCUGCUCAUGUUACCCCUUUAAAAAAUCAAAUAGCAAUUUCAUACAUUUAGCCAUUGAUUUCGAUGAUGCCUCCUAUGCAGUAUUUCAUUACUUAUUAUUACCUAUAAUUUGAGUUACUUUUCAUUUGCGCCGGGCUUGGGUUUUUUUUGAGCAUUGUCCUUUGUGUGUGGAUUACCUCACGUUUGGUUGAACCGAUUUUGGUGAGGUUUUCAGUACAUUAUUUAUCAGUUUUAGGUUAAUAUUUGGAGUCGGUAUGAUUUUUCUGGAAUUAUAAUCAUAUUUUGGUGAAGUCCUGUUGAUCGGGAUAUUAAGAUGAUGUGUGAUAGUUUGGCAGUUAAAUUAUUGUGAAAUUUUUAUUUUUAUUGAUUUUUAAGGGUAUUUACCCAGAAUAAUAAGUAAGGGUAAUCACCCCCAAAAAUGGGUAAAUACCUCUAAAUAGUUGUUUUAUGUAGUGAGAAAAAAAUUGGCUAGUUUCUUAAUUUUAUUAUUAUUGAAAAAUAUACCUACUUAAUCUGAUCGUUAAGUAUGUUAAAAAGUGACUUGUGUUAAUUUUGAAAGAAAAAUUCCGUAUCCAAGUAUGUUAAAUAGGUACAGUUUCAAAUAAUUUUGGCAUUCUGAACUUAGCUGCGCAAAAGUCAAACUAUAUUCAAUGUAUGAAAAUGUCCUCCUAGCCAAUUCGGUCGCGGCAGCUGUUCUCAUAUAAGGAGAUCAGCCAGCUGCGCAGGACAUAUUAUAGUGCACGAGCAUUUGCGCAGACACAGGUGCACUCACUAUACCUCAAUAAUGUUUGUAUCAAAUGGCUGACUAUAGAAAGGCAUAAUUAUUUGAUGAAAUCUGUACCAAUUUGUUCCUAUUAAUGUAUGUAUUUUUAAUGGAUAUAACGGUUGAUUUAUAUAAUUCAACUAUCCAAACUUAUAUUAUAAAUGCGAAAGUAACUCUGUCUGUCUGUCUGUCUUUUCUUCACGCCUAAACUACUGAACCGAUUUGUGUGAAAUUUGGUACAGACAUAGUUUGAAACUUGAGAAAGGACAUAGGAUAGUUUUUAUUACAAAAAAGAAAAAAAAUUAUUCCGGACAUAUAGCGCCAUCUAUUGGUCAAAUCAAAAAUCUGCUGGUAGUCACUAUUCCACGCGAACGAAGUUGCGGGCAAAAGCUAGUUUGUAGGAUAAAUACUAUAAUUUGACAUAUUUUUUCUUUAAAAAAUCAGUAAAUGGUUAUAAGAUAUAAUAUGACAUUAAAGGUAUCUGCUAUUUUGUAACCGACUUUCCAAAAAGAAGGUUUUAAAUUUGACCGCGUAUUUUUUCUUUCUUUAGGUAGUUCCCAACUAUUAUUAAAAAGAAAAUUCCCAUGACAUAAUUGUGUGCUCAAAAAAAAAGUAUUUUAUUGAUAACAUGUAUUAUGAUUAUUCGACUAAAUUUUCUAUAGCUUUAGUCGACUCUUUAGUUUUUAAACGAAAAGUAAUUUCUUUUAUAUUAUUUUUUAGAUAUUUUUCUUUUAUUAAUAUUUUUUUUGGGUUUUUUAUUAUAUUUUAGUCUAAGUGCAAAACCAUGGACUCGAAGCUAACCAUGUCAGACUUGAGGUUCUGACUUCUGACAAAGAUUUAAAUGAGUUUUUCUAUGCUUCAAUGAACGGUUUAAUAAUUAAUAAAAGCAAAUUUAUAAUUUUGAAAUGUAUUAAGUUGUGUAUUGACUAUUAAUUUAAGUUAUUUACAUACAAAUAUGAAUUUUGCUUGCAGUGUGUGAGAAAAAUAGUUUAUACGUAGUUUUAAAAAUAAAUCACUCCAUAGAUUUUAUUAUAAACUAAAUAAUAAUAAGUGAUAAGUAUUGAACGUUUUAAAUUGAAUCAAACUAAGCUUCCCGUCACGCCUUAGUAAUUUUAUAAAUUGAAGAAUUUUAGUCGACUAUUUAAUUUUAGGCGAUUUUUUUCGAGUCACUAAACGUAUAAGUUGAUUUUUAAAAUAAGCAUUAAUUUAUAAUUUUUUGUAAGUUUUAUAAUUUGUGUAUGAUUAUUUUUUAUAAUAUUAUCGCCUAAAAUAUUAUUCGAAUAGUCGACUAAAAUUUAUUCGAUCAACACCAAAGCUUGAUGAGUCAAAAAUUAUCAAUUAGUGAAACGAGGUGCUAUGAAAUUGUUAAAUUAAAUUUUAAAAUAUUAUAAUUGUAAUAAAAAUGUCUGCUUAUAAGCUUGUUUGUAGGACAUUUCAAAAUAUAAUUUUCAUUGUCUUUAAUAAAUAAAAGUAUUAAAAUAAUUAUAUAAAGCAGCUCUUUAAAAAUUCUUAAUAUUUUUCACGCUAUGCAAUCUUUAGAAGAUGCGCUUUAGGAUAAAAAAUACUAUUAUGAAAAAUUCAAAACACAAUUUUUGUCUUCAAGUAGAUAUUGUGUGACUUACACUCCUUACUAUAUUGCAAUAAUUUGUUCUAAGAUUCUAUCCAAGUUUUAUGAAGUUUUAAAAUCAUUGAAUUAUAUUUAAAAUCUCCAUUAUCAUCAUCUGCCUAGCCUUUUCUCAACUCGGUUCGUGGCAGCGGAGUACCAGUGUGCCACAUGGAGCGACUGCCUAUCUGACCUCCUCAACCCUGUUACCCGGGCACGAUACCCCUUGGUAAGGCUGGUUGUUGGUUCUUGACUUCUCGUAACGACUGCCAAGGAUGUUAAAUGACAACCCUGACCCACAAAUUUACGGCCUUCCGAAACACGCAGGAACUUGUUCUGUCAAGCACCCAUCCACGGAGCGUCCGCGCCAAGCGGUGCUUAACCUUGUGAUCGAUUGACCCGUGCGGCUGUUACUAAGUCAUGAGCACUUCCUUCUAAAAUAAGGUAAUAGACUAGUCAUUUCUAUGGUCUAUUGAUAUGGUUUUACAACUUCAUAAAUCAUUUUUUCCAGAAAACUGUCUCGCAAUGUAGAUUACCAUAAAGAUCAAGUUUUUAAGACUGUUGUCAUUCUAAUAGGUUUAGUAUAGUUAUGUAUAACUCCACUGUGUAAAUAAACAUUGCCUUUAU
Messenger RNA from Helicoverpa armigera (cotton bollworm), 6741 nucleotides. RefSeq names its product SID1 transmembrane family member 1. Bases 162 to 2771 code for a protein of 869 amino acids. Gene Ontology annotation, molecular function: double-stranded RNA binding; RNA transmembrane transporter activity. NCBI's taxonomy places the organism in Eukaryota, Metazoa, Arthropoda, Insecta, Lepidoptera, Noctuidae. Gene Ontology annotation, biological process: RNA transport. The transcript has 19 exons. Gene Ontology annotation, cellular component: lysosome; plasma membrane. The record is from RefSeq and is a predicted model, not a curated record.